Molecule: messenger RNA, 515 nt
Organism: Mercurialis annua (annual mercury)
Lineage: Eukaryota; Viridiplantae; Streptophyta; Magnoliopsida; Malpighiales; Euphorbiaceae
Product: 50S ribosomal protein L18, chloroplastic
Biological process (GO): translation
Cellular component (GO): ribosome
Molecular function (GO): structural constituent of ribosome
Source: RefSeq, a predicted model, not a curated record
UUCAAAAGCUGUGAUAUCCUUGGAAACCACUCUAAAGCUUUUAAUUUUCUCCCUAUAAAAAGUACAAAUUUUCAGGUAUUGACAUUGGUGGCAGAAAGGGCCAAUACUAGAACAGAAAGUGCAAAAACCAUAGAAUUAAGAAGGCGAAAGAAGUUCAAUGGCACGUCCGAAAAGCCACGGCUUUCAGUCUUCUGUUCAACUAAGCAAUUAUAUGCUAUGCUGGUAGAUGACGAAAACAAGAAGUGUUUAUUUUAUGAAGAAAUGAGAAAUGCUUUUCCUCGGUUUUCGCUAUCAAGUAUACAUUUUAUCAUAAAGAAAGAUGCCACAUAGAACAAGGCCUAUGACAGCACUAUUGCUGUUUACCGGACUCAAUGUGAUUUUGGUGUCAAGUAUUACUCCAGUCUAUGAUUUUGUCUGCUUUCUACCUUAUUGGGAAAGAAGGAGAGAGCGGCGCCGACAGGAACGUGAAGCUGCUUUAAUAAAGGGGUCUACAUGAACAUGAAGUUUUUUCUGAG